AUGCGAGGCGCUAAAGGUUCUCCUCUUUUGUCCCUUGCGCAGGAUCCUCUCCCGCAGGCGCGCGGAGACCUCCGCAGCUGGACUCUUGCCGCCGCCGCGGCGGGGCCUGUAGGCGCGCUGCGGAGGGCGCCGGGUAGCGGCGCGCGCGGCGGAUCGUGGGGGGAGUUUCUGUGCGGAAGCAGUUCAGACGGCGGGGAUGUCCUCGUUCUCUUCGUGGGAGCCGGCGAAGCAGCCCGAAGGGACAGCCAAGCCCGUGGCGCGCGCGAUGCGACCGCGCACGAAGAGGAGAAGGCCGCCGCAGCAGGGGGGGGCGAGGCCCGGUCGCAGCUGGCCUCCGAAGCCUCAGCCGCAGAGGCAUCCGCCAGGCAAGCGAUGCAGGCUCAAGCCGCGAUGGACACUGUGAAUUUUCUCUACAUGCUGCACUGCAAGCUCGUGCGGAUUGUGGAUCUGAGGGAGCCGCGGAACAGUUUCCUUCUGCAGUAUCUUCGGCACGCCUACCGCGCCCGCGCGUGGCAGCGGACACGCGAACGCAGUUUUGGAAGGUACACCUCCGCUGAACGAGGAGGCGAGCCGCAGGACGCGAGCGAGCUUGAGGGCGAAGCGGCGGCCGCCACGGAGCUGGAGGACGCCCCAGACAGCGACCCGGCCUUGUCUGUUGUGGAUCGCGCGACUGGCUCCGAGGAGCUCUUGUUCGGGUGGGAGCAGAUUCGGGACUUUUUUCUGGCGCGACUCGCUCUCAAGGCGCGGCGCAUGGCCCGCGCGCAACAGGAGGAGUUCUUGGGGCUCGCCGGGCUCGUCGAGGGCUUGUCCGUGUCGCCGUCGAACGCCACGCAGGCCGUGAAGGCGCCGCAGCAGCCGUCAGGCUUGCCGGCGGUUGGGCAUCCACUUCUCAAGCACUGGUGGGAUCCUCUGGGCCUGAGCUUCGACUUGUACGUUCAGGCCGCGUGCGGAAGCGAGUGCCCAGCUACGCAGCAGGUUCUCACAGCUCUGAGCAAGACGGGGCUCUCCGAAGUUGUCAGGAUCCACGAGUGUGGGAAGCCAACGGCAAAUAUCCCCCCAGUCAUCGGCCCCGGCGGUCUUUCAGUGCUGCCGGCCUUGGGCAUUGGUAAUCGGCUUAUAUACGGGGUGGAUCAAAUCGCCCGCUUUCUUCACGCCCUUGGGUCUUUUGUUCCGACGCCAAAGUUGCUUCGCAACGCCCUGAAAGCGUCUGAAAGGCCUCUGAGUUCUACAGACGACGUCAACGUGUCCACGGGCGGCGCUGGCUUUCCCGAGUCGCUUGCGGUCGACGAGAGUAGUGCAGAUGACGAAACUCGAGACGUCUGGCCUUCUCCCGGUGAUGCAAAGGCCAGAGAACGUUCGGUUCUCCGCUUGCCUCCGGGGCUGGAUGACGCGACGCUUGUGUGCAACACCUUGAAUCUGGCUUCCUGUCAAACGUUGCUGGACUGGCUGACCGCGCGCGGACUGUUCAACCAAGUGAAGAAAAACUUCGUCACGCAGACAGGGCCUGUGCAAUACGGGAAAACUUCUCUGAAGAAAGACAUGUUCGACCCCCUGCUCGUCAGAGAAGGCGUCAUUCUGGCGCAAGGGCUUGUGGGUAUUCCCGCGCGAAUCGCUGCCGCCUUUGUUGCAGCGGAUGUCCAGAGUUGGAGUUGCGCCCCGGUGGUUGUGGAGGCGUUCCUGGUUCGGGGACGGCCGACGACUCAGGAGGCGGAGAGGAUCGUAGCCGCCAUGGCGAGGAAAGGUAUGGGCAAACGAGUUAGGAUCAAAACUUUUCGUCUCCCCCAGCGGCUCGCGAUUGGCGGAUUGCUGUACCCCAUCCCUCUCGUGGUUGUACCCGGGAUCGCGCAGUUUGUUGGCUUGGAUGAAGUGAAGGUCUUCGUUGCCGCUCUGGGGCAAGUCGUGGAUUCGAUACCUUGA
Messenger RNA from Besnoitia besnoiti, 1917 nucleotides. RefSeq lists its product as uncharacterized. The transcript has 5 exons. The record is from RefSeq and is a predicted model, not a curated record. Lineage: Eukaryota; Apicomplexa; Conoidasida; Eucoccidiorida; Sarcocystidae. The coding region runs from base 1 to 1917 and encodes 638 amino acids.